AUGUCUACUCAAAACGAUACUACUUUUGCUACCGAAACUCUUGAAUUUCAAGAAGAAGCCGCUGAAGUUGAUGUAAAAACUCAACAAUGGAAUCGAAAUGUUGAACGAUCAGAACCAGAAUGGGAUGUUGAAGAACCGUCUGGUUCAAUCGACAAUAAAGAAGUUUCUGCAACUUUCUCACUAUCAAUUGAACAAGACGAUCUUUCUUCGGUGAAGAUAGAAGAAACACUAUUCAAGAAGAUUCUUGUUGCUGCAGUUGAAUCUUUCGGAGAGAAACAUGGUGACCUUCGUUGA
Messenger RNA from Dentiscutata erythropus, 294 nucleotides. NCBI's taxonomy places the organism in Eukaryota, Fungi, Glomeromycota, Glomeromycetes, Diversisporales, Gigasporaceae. The record is from the annotation of a GenBank genome assembly.